Molecule: messenger RNA, 1051 nt
Organism: Guyanagaster necrorhizus
Lineage: Eukaryota; Fungi; Basidiomycota; Agaricomycetes; Agaricales; Physalacriaceae
Exons: 3
Coding region: 161-970 (269 amino acids)
Source: RefSeq, a predicted model, not a curated record
CCCCCCUUCCCCCUCUCCCCCUUGUGGCGGCAAUCUACACGAGGCUGAUGCUAUCUACUAUUCUUCGGGGUUCUCCUUCCUAGUGCACGCGUUUGAAACACGAGGACACACCAGGGGUUUUUAUAAAAUUUAAAGGGAACGGGACCUGUUUGGAUCGACCAUGGCCCCAGCACUGGCACAAGUCAUCGUCACGACAACAGUAUUCGAGGAUGGACCAACGUCGUCCGUCUCUCCAGUCGACAACGCUAACGAAAUCCCAGUUGGUGCAAUCGCGGGUGGCACCGCCGGAGGUGCUUUCCUGGCGUUCUUUUUAGUGUUCGUGUGGAUAAUGUGGGGCAAAAAGAUCAAACAUCAUGAAUUAAAGCAGCAGAAGGAGCUUAAUACCCUUCGUAUAACGAACAAGAACACGAUGAUGAAUGCUUCUAAACUCUCCCGUCCCCGAAUACCUCAUCUCGCACCCGUUUUCUGGGUGCCGGAUUCCACCAAGGUACAGUUCGCAGACAACGUCAAAGGCGGCAAAGCAAGAGAUCCUGCCAAGACGCCUGCAGAUCUGCCGGAACCCAAGCCGUCUCUUCCAAAGGCUCUUCGACCUGCCAGGUCUUCUCCGGACGCGGACCAGCCAAAGUCCAGAGCUCCGCCUUUACGAACAAAAAAGCCUUCGCUGCCAAACCUUCCUUCACUGCUGCAGCUAAAUCGCAAACCAUCUGCGACUAGCUCAACAGAUCCAAAUGAAAACGCGUCACCUGGUGGCCAGAUGGGAGAUUAUGCGUCCAACUUUGAGGAUUUAGGCACGAGAAAUCAAGGAGACACUCAGCGCCUGUCAUGGACACACUUCUUGAGAAGCAGCCGGGGCCGAACCAUCGUAGGUACUGCACUGUCCAGCAGGACGUCGCGGACGUCGCAGGCAACCAGCGGCUCAGCAUACUCACAGCCUGACGAUCCAUCAACAGUGGUUGGUGUUGCACUGUAGAAGAUAUGGACCGAAAUAACGGUACAAUUUACGAUGUAUUCAUGAUUUGGACAGAUUACUGUAACGAUUUGACAUAUUUCU